Caenorhabditis remanei is the source of this 1416-nucleotide messenger RNA. RefSeq lists its product as uncharacterized. The record is from RefSeq and is a predicted model, not a curated record. Gene Ontology annotation, cellular component: extracellular matrix. Gene Ontology annotation, biological process: collagen catabolic process; extracellular matrix organization; proteolysis. Bases 1 to 1416 code for a protein of 471 amino acids. The transcript is spliced from 8 exons. NCBI's taxonomy places the organism in Eukaryota, Metazoa, Nematoda, Chromadorea, Rhabditida, Rhabditidae. Gene Ontology annotation, molecular function: metalloendopeptidase activity; zinc ion binding.
AUGUCGAAAGGAAAAUUGUUAUCCAUACCUCUCUUUGUUGCGCUCUAUCUCUUUUCGUUUGCACACCCAGCACCGUUCAAUAUCGGAAAGGAAACAUAUUCGGAGGAUGAAUCGUUUGACGACACGUCGAUGACUUUCGAUUAUAAUGAAGCACAUAGUUUUAUUAAAAAUGAAAUGAAGAAGUAUGGCUACCUCAAAAAACACUCGUCUCUAAUGGAAUUCAAAGCUGCGCUCAAAAAUUUUCAAGAAGUCCUCGAAAUCGAAGAAUCAGGGGAAGUGAAUGAGCAAACCAUGGCAGCUGCUUCGAAACCACGCUGUUCUCAAACUGAUAUUUUUCAUACAUCUUCCCGUUUCAAACGAUUUUCUCUCUCAAAACGUUCGAAAUGGUCCAAAAAACAUUUCACAUCACCCAAUUCAAUAUCUCUGACGUGGUGUCUUUCUGAAUUUACCACGGACAUGAGCCCAGUGGAAACUCGAAGGAUUGUAAAAAAAGCUUUUGAUAUAUGGACUUCUCAAAGUAAUAUCCGCCACGAAAAAAAGAUUGGACUCAACUUCGAAGAGGCUUCAUCAAAAGACGACUGUGACAUCAAUAUCAUGUUUGCAACUGGACAUCAUGGAGAUGAGUAUGCGUUUGACGGCACUGAUGGAUCUAUUGUGGGCAGCAAACAAUCAAAUGUACUUGCUCACACGUUUUUCCCUGGAUACACAUAUCCACUCAACGGAGACAUUCACUUUGAUGAUUCGGAAGAUUGGGAGAAUGACAUCAACGCGGUUGGUGGUCCAGGAAAUCGAAAACGAUAUUUCCCGUACAUCUUAGCUCACGAAAUAGGACACGCUCUGGGGUUGGAUCACUCCUUGAAAACCAAUGCUUUGAUGCAUCCGUACUACAAAAACAUUAAACUUUCCGAGAUCAAGUUAAGUGUCGAUGACAAAUGCGGGUUGUUGUGGAAUUUCAAUGGACCAUCGAACUUUUGCUUGUACGUUUGGCUGAUGAGCCAAGUUGUCGCGGUCCAGCGUCUCCCUUCCCGUAACAAUCAACUGAUAGAAGCCAUUCCAACCAUCAAAAAUUCAAAUAAGAUGUCGAAGUACGCGAAAAUUCCAAAGUGCACGACCUCAAAUGUUGAAAAAAUUACGAGAAGAAAUAUCAAGAGCGAAUUGCAAUUGAAUGAUGAGGACGUGGAACACUACACCACUAUUGUCUGUAAUUUCCUCGCUGGUCUUCAACUGUGGAAAAACACUCCGCAAUACAAUCCAAUCAAUGCUCUCGAAGACCAAUUCAGGGAGAACCAACAAACAACACUGGCGGAUGGUACUACUGCUUUCCGUCGAUUGAUUCGUCACGCAAAACAUUUACAAGAAUCAAGCAGGAGAAGUCCUCUCGGUGAGUUUUCGAAUGUCCAAAUUGUCAAAGUUUAA